CUGGCUAGGUGAAGCUAACUGUUAGCCAGGUGAAGCUAACUGUUAGCUAGGUGAAGCUAACUGUUAGCUAGGUGAAGCUAACUGUUAGCUAUGUGAAGCUAACUGUUAGCUAUGUGAAGCUGUUAGCUAGGUGAGCUAACUGGUAGCUGUGGAGCUAACCUGGUUCUGUGAAUCCACCUGCAGGUUUUUCACAGUUUAAACGUUAAUAAAGAGCUUUGAAUCCACCUGAACCAGCAGAACAAACCUCGGUGUUCUGUCUUUUCUUGCUUCAUUUGUCGGUGUGUCGAUAAAUCUGCACGAUACUGGAACAACUGAGAGAAAACAUUUAGCUUUUCUCUGCUACAUGUUGGUAAAAUGCAGGAAUCUUCAGGAGGUGAGUUCAGUAACUGUCUGGGAAACAUCAGUCAUUCCAGAAGGAUAUUUUUCGGGGAGUGCAUCUGCAGAGGAAAUAAAAAAUAAUUUAAAAAAGAAGUUUGGAAUCUUCUAUGGUUUAACGUUGACAACAACAACAGGGUUUGUUUUUCAAGAACGAAACUAUCAGAGAAACUGUUUCUGGUUCUUUGUCCAUCUGAAUUAUUUCCAUUCAGCUGAUGAGGGCUGCACCACUAACAACAAUAUCAGAAUUAUUCUUAGAAUUUAUUUUGACAUCACUAUUAUUCACCAUUUAUUGAUUUUAGAGUGUUUUAAACAGACUUUUACUUUCAUGUUGAGCUACAUUCCUGCUAAUAAACAAACAGAAAAUAAUUUUAAUUUGAAUCAGAGCGUCUCUGAAAGGUUAAAUAAAAAUCAGUAGGAACAGAACCUGAACAUCUGCUUAUCUGCAGACACCGCAGUUUCUCUAAACGCCUCACAGUCAUCAGCAGCUGCUGCAUUUUCCAGAUGUUCCCUAAACGCCUCACAGUCUCUGUGGCCAGAGAAACUGCUAGUCUCCAUCAGUGAAAUUAAGCUGAGACCAGGAAACGCUGCGAGCGUUUCUCCACAGCCUCCUGCCAUGUCUCACAACUACCCAUACAGACGGUCUGACACCGACCUCCGUCCUGAUCCUGGACCUUACAGCUCUGCAGACCGCCGACACCCAUCCAGCGACUUUUACAGGCCUCAGGAGUCCUUCUCCUACCCGUCGUCUUCCUCCUCCUCCUCCAGGGCGGCGCUGCAGCCGGCGGCGUCGCAGGACGGCGUUCUGAGCAUCCUGAGCAGCUGCGGUCUGGAACCUGAAGAUCUGGCUCUGCUGGCCAAGCUGCCGGAGGACGUCCUGACCGUCGAGUCACUGCCGCACAUCCUCAAACAGAUCAACGGCAAAAGAGGCAGCGUCAACCUUUUCCCAUCUAGUGCUCCAUCAUCAUCAUCAUCAUCAUCAUCCUCUUACCUCGCAGGCUCCGCCCACCGACCCCCCAGCACCUUAGACCUGGAGCAGCUCCGCAGCCAGCCGGUCCAGUACCCGCUGCACCUCAUAUCGUCCUCUUCUUUUCCAUCUAAUCAGGACCACUGGGGCACUUUCAGGACCCGCAGAGCAGACGCUCCAUCAUCCUCAUCUUCAUCCUCAGGCUUCUCGGCAGACUACCACUACAGAAAAGGCUCCUCUGGCUAUGGUAAGACUGGUCCAGGUCCCUCUCAGGACCGCCCCUCUUUCAGCCCAGCAGAGCAGGGAACCAGAGCUCGUCCUUUUCGCUACGCUGAGGCCCGACCGGCCGAUUCCCGAGCAGCUCCUCCUCCUAAAGCGAAACCGCAGGAGGGGCGCUGGGAGUCCGGCUCUUCUUCCAGCAGAAGCAUCCCACCCUUGGUCUCCAUGCCCUUCAUGAAACAAGCUCUGGACUUCCACGGGACAACUCCGCCGGCGUACCCGUACUCGUGCUCUCUGUGUCAAAUCACUGUGCUGUCAGAGAGGGUUUGGAUUCAACACAUCAAUGGCACCCUGCAUGCAGACGGACAGCUCAGCCUCCUGCAGCAGUUUCCUAACUGGGACUGUCGCAUGGAAACUGUCAUCGGGGAGGACGACCAAUCAAAGAGGAGGGACGAUAAGAAACCCUCCCCGCCACGGCAGACGUCCAAUCAGAGCCAAAAAUCGCAGACGAACCAGAAGCUGCAGAAGACUGCAGAUCAAGGAAAAGUGGUUUGUGUGAAGUUUCCGGCUCAGUCUGUGGACGAGACGUAUCUGAGGAAGCUGACGGAACCGUUUGGAAAGAUCCUCAAGAUCCUCAUGUUUCCGUCUUUAGCAUUCGUGGACCUCCUCACCGUCGACCAGGCCAAAGACUUGGUGAAGUUUCACGUCAACUAUCCCCCGAUUGUGAACGGAGAGAAGAUCGAGUUCAGCAUCUCCAACACCUUCAGCUUCCUCCGGAGCUCUCAGGUGGUGAGUUUCAGUCCAGCUCUAGCCGGAGAAGACGGACGGUCAGAUCUGCUCAGCAUCGUGAAACGCUUCGGCCUGCCGCUCUACACGCUGUUUCUGCCGUCCAUGGCGUUUGUUGAGAUGAAAAAUAUUUUGGACGCUAAGAAGCUGGUUGAUUAUUAUUCGACCAACACUCUGAGGAUCAGCAGCAACUCCAUCAAAGUCUCGUUCUCCGUAGAGUUCAAGAGCCUCAUGAAUGUUCCGUCUGCAAAGAGGUACGAGGAGGAACCCCCUUCAGUCAAGAGGACGAGAAGUUCAAGUCGAGAGAAAGACGAAAAGUCAGAGACCAAGAGGACGAGGAGGGAAUCCAGCAGAGACCGUAAGACAAGGUCCAGAUCAAGAGACAAGCGGUCCAGAUCCAGAGAAAGAUCUAAAGAAAGAUCUGACCGACACCGGAAGAGUAGAUCCAGAUCUAGAGACAAAUCCAGCAGCACGUCCUCCAGGAAGAACAGGUCCAGAUCCAGAGACAAGUCUAGCCGAAGUAGGCGGACCAGAACAAAGUCCAGGUCCAGGUCCAGAGAUAAAUCAAGAACAAAGUCCAGUAGAGAGACCAGAUCCAAGUCCAGGGAAAAGUCAAACAGAGAGAAAAAGAGCAGAUCCAGGUCCAGAGAGAAGACCAGCAAAGAGAAACGGACCGAACCUGGGUCUGAGUCCAAGUCCAGGGACAAGUCCAGUACCGGGCCGACCGUGGAAAAGAUGGUGGAAUCAGAGUCCAGGUCUGAAGAUGAACCAGCUUCUCUUAGCGACUCCAAACCUGAAGCUACAGACACAGAACAGACAGAGGAGGAAGCAGAGGUUUCUGCAGAAGACAGCGACAUCGAGGGGAUACAGGUGAUCGAAGAGGAGGAGGAUGAAGAAGAGGAGGAGGAGGAGGAGGAAGAAGAAGAGGAGGCUGGCGAGGAGAACGACAGUCCACAGUCACUGGAGCAAGAUGAGGAGGAGGACGAGACUGAAGAUCAGGAGGCUGAGGAGGACAGUUGUGGAAUGACGAAGGAAGAAUCUGAGGAAACAGCAGACACUCAGGAGGACGAGGAACCAGACUUCCCAGUAGACCUGGACAAAAACGAGUCUAAUCGAGAUGACAGAGUCCGAGAUGAACCGAAGUCCAGCAGAGUGCUUUACUUCGCCAACGUGCCACUGGAAUUCACCGACUCUGAUUUCAUCAAUCUGGUGAGAGACUUCGGGACGGCGGUGCGCUACAUCCUGCUCCGGGGCAGACAAGAGGGUUUCAUCGAGAUGUCGAGUUCAUCAGAGGCCUCAAAAGCUGCCAGAAAGAUGUACUUCAGACCCCCUCCCAUUUACAACAACUUGCCACCCAUUGUCCGCCUCUCCUACAAAUACCACCGGCUCAUCAACGGGACCGUUGUACCUUUAAACAGAGGCAGUAGGAGAAGGAGCAAACACCGAAGUCCAAGCAGGAGCAGGAGCAAAUCCAGAACUUCAGACUGGGACAAAGCCGACAAGAGGUUGAAGAGGAAGAAGGAGUCUUUGAAGAAGUCACCAGAGAAAGAGUCAGCAUCUAAAGAGACUCCAGAGAAAGAGUCAAUGUCUAAAAAGACUCCAAAAGAGUCAACGUCUGAAAAGACUCCAGAAGAAAAUUCAAGAUCUAGAAAGACUCCAGAGAAAGAUUUAACUUCCAAAAAGACUUCAGAGGAAAAUUCAGCAUCUAAAAAGACUCCAGAGAAAGAGUCAGCAUCCAGACAUACUCCAGAAGAAGAUUCAAGAUCUAGAAAGACUCCAGAGAAAGAUUUAACUUCCAAAAAGACUUCAGAGGAAAAUUCAGCAUCUAAAAAGACUCCAGAGAAAGAGUCAGCAUCCAGACAUACUCCAGAAGAAGAUUCAACAUCUAGAAAGAUUCCAGAGAAGGAUUCAACAUCUAGAAAUUCUCCAGAGAAAGAUUCAACAUCUAGAAAGACUCCCGAGAAAGACUCAACAUCUAGAACAAGUUCAGAAGAAGAUUCAACAUCUAGAAAGAUUCCAGAAGAAGAUUCAACAUCUAGAAAGACUCCUGAGAAAGAUUCAACAUCUAGAACAAGUCCAGACGAAGAUUCAACAUCUAGAAAGACUCCUGAGAAAGAUUCAAUGUCUAGAAUGACUCCUGAGAAAGAUUCAACAUCUAGAAAGUCUCCAGAGAAAGAUUCAACAUCUAGAAAGACUCCAGAAGAAGAUUCAACAUCUGGAAAGACUCAAGAAGGAGAUUUAACAUCUAGAAAGACUCCAGAAGAAGAUUCAACAUCUAGAAAGACUCCAGAGAACGAGUCAUUGAGCAAGAAAGCAGAAGAAAAGAACCUCGAAAACACAUCAGAGAAGGAUGAUGCUGGUAGAAACACUCCAGAGGAGAAAACACGUCCAGAAAACAAAACCCAAAAAAGAGAAGAAACUCCCGAGGACGGCUCAGUGUCCCAAGAAACCAUGAAGACAGAAUCAGCAAAAGACAAAAAAGAUCUUGAGAUAAAACAGAAACCGGAAGAUGAUCAGCUGGAAGAGAAACCGUCAGAGGCGGACGAACCGAGAGAUAAAGAAGAAAAGACGACUGAAGUUUGUUUAGAGUCUGAAACAUCAGAGUCGAAGGUGAAGGAUUCAGAGAGUCCAGAUCCACCAGUUGGCACCGGAGAUGGUCCAAAACCUCAAGCUGAACAGGCCGACGACGCUGCAGCGGAGACGGAGCGACAGUCUGAACCUGAAAAACCUGCCAAACCCGUCGGUACAGAGUUUGUGCGUCCCGUCGUCGGUUACUUCUGUAAACUCUGUCAGCUGAUCUUCGCCGACGAGGAUGAAGCCAAACAGCAGCACUGCAGCAGCCCGACACACUACAGCCGAUACCAGGAGCAGACGGGGAAAGAUCCGUGGACGAGCUGAAGGAGGAACUCUGCAGAAAAUCCAAAACUCUUUAAGAAGAUCUGAACUCCAACACAGCAUCUGAGGAAACAGGUUUAUUUUCUAAAACGUAAAAAUACAGCAAAUACGGAGCAAGAAAAAGACGUGACAGGAACAGUUUAAUGCAGUGAACCGGCUGGAACUACUUCCUGACCGUAUCCAUCCACUCUGCGGGCGGAAGGAUACAGUUUGUCAAUUAAAAGAAACGUCUGGUUUUGCCCAAAAAUUUUCAGUUUUCUGUCGUAAAGAGAAAAAAAAAAUAUUCAAAGGGUUGCGGCUCUGGAUGGUUCACUGGUGGACAUUUGAGUCAAAACAGUAAAAAUAAUUCUUUUAGUCCUCAAGUUGAUUUAAAAACAAAAGUAAUGGUAGUUUAAUGACUUUGUGGACGAACCAAUCAGCUGUUUGGUCUCUAAACUCUCAGAAAAUGGUGAAAAACGUCUUGUUUUGUCCAAAGAUGUUCAGUUUGCCGUUACAGACGAUGAAAGAAACCAGAAGACAUUCACAUUUAUCAAAACAGGUUUGUUCAAAACAAAACAAUCAGCUUCACUCGCAGGUAAACGUUGUUUAAGCUGGGACUAUUUCUCCACAGAGUGUAUCCUUCCGCCUUCCAACAGGGUGUUGGAAGGCGGAAUGAUACGCUCUGUCAAAGAAGUAGUCGCACAGACGUGCUCGCUGCUCUCAUCGAUUAUUAUUAUCGAUUCUUGAUCAGAAACCCAAACGGAAACACUUUUUUGUUCGGUUUUUUACGGCGGUUAGUCGGCCUAAACAUGACCCGAAAGUUUAUUUUUACUGUCAAAACUAUCAAUGAUGUAAAAGUCAGUCGAGUUUCAUUUCACAACGAAUAUUGUCACCGAUUCUUUCGAUUUGUGGAUCAAUAGUUGUGUUUUUUUGGUGCAAGAAACGUUCAAUGCUGAACUGAUUUGGCUACAAAGACAAAACAAUCAAAAAAACUUAAAUAUUUACUCUGCAGCCGCUACAACUGUCUUUAAUUCUUUAAAUAUUGAUCAGAUAAAUUUGAUUUAUUGGAUUUUAUUUGACCUUUUAGUCACUUUGUGCUCUGAUCGAUCAGUAUUGGAACUGAUAAUCGAUUGCUGGUUGCCGUAGUGACAGGAGGAUUCAUUGGACUUGAUUUUUUUAAUUUCCCCCAAACGGCUGCCUUUGUUUACGACUUUCAGUCUGAGCUCAGUUUGAAUCUUAUUGUGAAAUAAAAACAGGAAGUGGCCUCGUCA
Messenger RNA from Amphiprion ocellaris (clown anemonefish), 6492 nucleotides. RefSeq names its product serine/arginine repetitive matrix protein 2-like. NCBI's taxonomy places the organism in Eukaryota, Metazoa, Chordata, Actinopteri, Pomacentridae. The coding region runs from base 992 to 5245 and encodes 1417 amino acids. Gene Ontology annotation, cellular component: nucleoplasm. Gene Ontology annotation, biological process: positive regulation of DNA-templated transcription; negative regulation of DNA-templated transcription. The record is from RefSeq and is a predicted model, not a curated record. The transcript is spliced from 22 exons. Gene Ontology annotation, molecular function: zinc ion binding; RNA binding.